AAAUAAACGUCAAUGUCAAAUCGUUAAGUGGAGAAGGUUGUUUGCUUGCUAUUUUUUUUUGUUAUUUGGUUUUCCUUUCCUUGUGCUAAUUUCGCUUUGAAAAACAAAAUGAGUGCAAUAACAAUAAAAGUGUUGUGAAACAACUGUCAACAGUGAUAAUAGUUACAUGUUUGUGGUGUUUAGAUCGAAGAUAAUCAAGUUAUGUGCUAAGAUUUGUUUGUAAUUGGAUUAUAAAGUUUUCUCGGUGCAUUCACUCUUUAGGUCCAUACCGCAUGCUUUCGUCUCGGCCAGUGUUAGGGCGGGGUGCCAGCGAUGGCGGGCGGCGGGUGCGCGUGGUCGCGGCGCUUGGCGGCGCGCACGCGCACUCUGCGCGGCCUCGUCCGGGACACGCAGCGGGCGCUCGAUGACGUCACCGAUAUAUUGCAUUUCGAUCCUGAGGUAUUCGCAGCGGUGCAGGAGGUGGGCAACCAGUCGCUGCGCUCGACAGCGCUGGUGGUGCUGGGGACUACUCCCGCGGCCCGCGCCCGCUUGCUGCACUGCCUGCUCGGGCAUCAGCUGCUCCCGGACUCGGCGCCCAGGGGAUGCCGAUGGAUCCGAAUACAAUACGGCAGCAGUAACCAGCGGCAGGUGCACCUGACUCUCGGCAACUCGGAGUUCGAGCUGGUCGAGGAGUUGGAGUGCAACAAGAGGCCCUGGGACACGCUGCCGGUCGAGGACCUACUAAGACAAGACAAGACUGAUCUCACCACGAUAUUGGAAGUGGAAAUCAACAACCAGUUCCUGAAAGAUGGUCUCCGCAUCAUCAUACCUCCAGACCUGGACGUAGACCCAGGGGACUCCAGCUAUCAGAACCUCAAGAAACUGCAUUCAGACCUCUACUCUAAGAGAGACAGUAUAUUGAAGAAUUUCAACCCAGUCUACUUAUAUGCGAUCGACAGAAUUGGGAAAAAUAUUUUCAGUGAUAAUAUUUCUGGGACUAUCACCACUUCGAGAAGCGAAGAGGACUUUUGGAAUACUUUUAAUUUGUAUUCGAUGGCGCGAGUGGGGAGCGGUGGGGAUGGGAGUGAGAGUGGUGAGAACGGUGAGAGUGGGGACCAUGGGGAUGGGGAUGGUGAUAAACGUGAUGUGAAGCCUGUGUGGACUGAGAGCACGGAGCCCGCUGUGUUUUCUGGUGAGAAUUGCCUUGACCUCCAUCAAAUAAAAGAGGUGAACCCGAACUCGCAAGUGCUGUUCGUUCUCUUCUCCGACAGCGAAGACGUGAACAGAGCAGGAGUUAGCACGGAAGAGAAGAAGACGGAGAAACGGAUCAAUGUGGACGCUUUGAAGUGGAUUUUUAGACACAACCAUGAGCAGGCCCCAAAAAGCGCAGGAGAGGAGAAAAGACUGCAUGAAGAGCAAACCGCCUUCAUGACCGAUCUCAUGGACCAGUGGGAGAUGAUGACCACCCCCCCUCCGAAGCACCCCGUGAAGAGUCAGUGCGUCCUGCUGGAGGACAGUCCCGGGCGCGGCGGCGAGCGCGGCGUGUCGCGCGGCCUGCUGCCCGCCGUCGUGAAGUUCGCCAGCGACAGCCUGCACUCCUACUUGCUGGACUACUGCACCAGGCUCAGCGAGGUCCACGUGAAACUCCUGCAGCAGUUCAUCCUGGCGUCGUUCGACAUGGCGCGGGAGCUGCAGGUCGUGCCCAAGAAGAUACAGUACGUGGCCAGGCAGGAACAGCAGUUGUAUGAGACUAUAAACGAGAAGUUCUCUGAAGGUGACAAGAAGCGCGAGCUGCUGCAGAUCAUGCAGGAGGUGCUGGAGGAGAUGAGGGUCGAGAUCAACAACAUGGACUGGAGUGUCGACGACCUGCCCUGGCACCAGGACCCUCGGUUCGCGGUGUCCAACUCUGUGUUCUACUCGUCCGCGCGCAGCUCGCCCUCGCCGCCGCGCGACGUGGAGGAGGCUGUCUCCUACGACACCUACAACUUCGAUGACUACGAGAUCAUACGCUCCAGCGAGGAGAGCUACUCGGACUCGUUUAAGGUCAAGCCAGUGGAAGAAGAAUCCCCUCCGUUUAACAAGAUCCUGGUGGAGAACGAGGCGGAGAUGUUCUCUGUGUCGACGGCGGCGCGCUCGUGGGGCAGCCGCAGCAGCGCCACCACCACCACCACGGCCACCACUGCCACCACCGCCUGCACCAACAGCGUCAACAUCUCCGUCAAGCAGGCCGAGCUCGAUGUGCAGCAGACUGUUCUUUCAAAACUGAGCCAAAAAAUAAGUCUGAAGUUAGCUACGUUUGUGGAUUGCCUCAAGGAUAUUUAUUUUGGAACUUUACAAAGAUGCCUGGAGUCGCUGGAGUGGUCGUGCCGCGCGGAGCUGGGCGGGCGGCCGGCCAGCGAGGCCAUGCGCCAGCUGCUGUCCGUCGCGCGCCAGGUGGAGCUGGCGCCGCACGCCUGCUUCCCCCUGCUGCGGUCGCUGCUGGACUCGCUCCGGCGGCUGCUCUACAAACUGCGGCUGGUGGGCGGCGCGGAGCAGGCGGCGUGCUGCGUGCUGUCCCCGCAGUGGCGGCGCCGGGGCGCGGCCGCCGCGCUGCACGCGCUCGCGCCGCAGCGGCUGGCCAGGCUCAUCUCCGCGCAGAUAUUGGAAAGACUGAGCACAGCCCACGAGCGCUACCAAUCAGCCCUCGCCGCGCUGGAGAGUGCGCUGGCCAGCCGACUGCAUCACACUGAGGAUAUCAAGCUAGCUAUUAGGAAGAAAUACGCGCCGACAUUCGCCCGUUUAUGUCUCGAAAGUACGUCCAUGUGUGACCUACUCAUGUACGGAACUCCUGAAUUGGGAAGGGAAAUCGGUCGCGGUCAAUACGGAGUAGUGUACAGCGCCCGCAGCUGGGCGGGACGGUCGCCCGUCGCCGUGAAGUCAGUGCUACCGGCAGACGAGAGGCACUACCGAGAACUGGCCAUGGAGUUCUUCUAUACCAGAAGCAUCCCCGCGCACCCGCGCAUCGUCCGGCUGCUGGGCUCGGUGGUGCAGCGGCACAGCGGCGCGGGCCCGUGCGUGCUGCUGGUGUCGGAGCGCAAGGUGCGCGACCUGCACGCCGCCGUGCGCGCCGGCCUCGCCUGGCCCAGCAGGCUGCGCAUCGCCAGGGACAUCGUGGAAGGUAUCCGCUACCUGCACUCCCUGGGCCUGGUUCACCGCGACAUCAAGAUGAAGAACGUCCUCCUGGACUCCGCCGACCGCGCGGCGCUCUCGGACCUCGGCUUCUGCGCGGCCGAGGCCCUCAUGUCGGGCUCCGUGGUUGGGACCCCCGUACACAUGGCGCCAGAACUACUGGCCGGGGACUAUGAUGCCGCUGUCGAUGUAUACGCCUUCGGGAUACUGUUUUGGUACGUGUGUGCGGGGAACAUCAAACUACCUUCAGCAUUCGAGACGUUCCAGAAUAAAGAACAACUAUGGAGUAAGGUGAAAAGAGGUCUUCGCCCCGAGCGCCUGCCCCACUUCUCCGACGACUGCUGGGAGGUCAUGGAGUCCUGCUGGGCUUCAGAACCCUCGCAGCGGGCCCUACUGGGUCACGUGCAGGACAAGCUGCAGUACAUUCACGAGCACAGCCUGACGUACGCAGACCCGCGCCAGGAGCAGAGCGGCAGUCCCUACGAAUCUGAUGAUGAUAGUCUAGAUAUGACUGGUGUUGAGAGGCAGUGAGUGCAACUGGUCACAUGUGAAAGUAUAAAAGUUGCGUGAGGCGUUGAUGCUUAUUUAUCGGGAGAGCCCGACUAGUUUCAGCCCCAACCACAGUCCUUAAUCAUGAGCUGAGUAGUGUUUUGAUCUGUUACUUGUGUCAUCGCAACAUAUAAUGGAGAUGAUAAUCAUCACAAAUAUAAAUUAAUUAGUCAGCAAAUUUAAUAAAAAUGUCUUCUAACGACAUAUUUUAAGACAUUCCGCCACUUUUAAAGAAAUAUUAUUGUGGUUGUGGGAGUGGGUUGCGGCACGCGUCCAAAACUAUGACAAUGUUACUUUAAGUCGUGGUAAUAGACCAUCAACAUGAUAAUUAUACCAAAAAAGAUUUAAGAACUAAUGCAUCCUAAGAUACCAUAAUAGAUAUCGUUCGUGAAUCGUUUUGUUCGCGUUUGAAUUUACCAAGUAUUGUGAGGGCCCAGUAAGGGCAAUAAAGCACAUAUUGGGUGUUUCAAUACCAAGUUACUGUGCAAAGAAGGGCAUAAUGCCUGUCUUCUAAGCGAUAUCUAUGAAUAAAAUCCCUUGUUUCCUGUGGUUGGUUUGCUUUCGUAGUUCUGGGUGUAUUGCGACUGAUGGCGGAGAAAGGCAAUAUCUCUUGAUGGUAAAUUUCAUAUUACAAUAUUGAGAACUAUGUCUAAAAGGCUAAUUAUUGAAUUUCAUGCUUUUAUUAUGCCAGUGUUUAAAAAAUUUGCCUAUUUAUUACCAAUGCCAAAACACGGUAUCCUCUUAAUAUGUUUUAAUACACCCUGAAUUACUUUAUUACUAGACUAAAAACAACAGGUAUUGUAGACUUACAACAUGCCUUGCUCGAAAAGCCUUAAAAACCAGCAUUUCAGUAGCCAAAUGCUAAACUGAAUAUUUCAUAUCAAAAACUGGUCUCCAUGAGAUCACAAAUUGUCCUAGAAUCAGCUUUCUUCUAAAAAGCGUGGUUUUAUAACUGAACAACAUUAAAAGGAAUGUUUUAACAUGGCAACAUUUACUUGAAGAUGAUGGUGUUACCAUUCAAAUCAAAUGUCAUUUUUAUACAAUAAAAAUGUAUAAACUUAAUAUAGUUCGUUAAAAGAAAAUCAUAAAAUUGUUUAUGAAAUUAUAUGAAAAAUUAAAUUUAAAAAAAUAUGCGUGCUAUUAACUGUUUAAGUAAGGUUUUUAUGAAAAUUUGCGCUUAUUUUAGAUAAAAAACCCUAAGUUUGUGACUGGGUUAAAAAAUAAGAAAUGCCGAUCAAUUGCUAUAUCAACUACGUUAUUCAUUGAUCCCAACAUAGCUUGGAGAAUCUUGAUACUUGUUAAAAGUUUAAGAAGCGAAUUUUCACGAGGAUUGAGCUCAUAAAGCAAGGCUUUUGGCGAUAACAGCUGAUAGUAGGCAUAAAAAACUGGAUUCAUAAUACAAAAUUACUAUGGCAUAAUAAGUAAAGUAAUAUUACCAAGUUUGUAAAGCGAUCAACAGAUGGCGCUGUUAGAGGCAAUCUCGCGAAUACUUUUACAGACGAAGUCGCAAGCUUAUACUAUGUUUUAGAAGUUUACAAAUAAAAUCUAACUUUUGAUAUCAAUUGAAAUCAAGUCUAUUUAAAAUUAGCGUAGAGUAACAAAUCUGUCUGAUAGACAAACUAAUAAUGAACUAUAAGUCGUAGCAAUAAGGUUUAUAUUUGUCUGUGAUCAAGAAAUUGUUAUAUGUAUCUAUUAAGGACAAAACUUGUUAAAUUAUUGGUUGAUACAAUCUGCGAGCAAAUAUUAUUAUGUUUUGAACAUAAAUAAAAAAAAAUCCGUUCGUAAAAUGUAUUUUUUCCUGAAAAUUCGAUAGCUUGAUAAUAAUAACGCUUUGUACGAAACUGAGCCUUAUGUCAUAGGAAUAAGGUUUACUUUUCAAUCAUUUGUAAUUAAUAACGUGAGAUCCACAGUACAUGUAAUCAGUCAAGAAAGAAUUCCCAAAAAAAACUUAUUAUGAUUGAUGUUUUUGCUCUAUAUGUUAGGCUAAAGAAUCAAAUUUCUUAGAUCUGCCAAACGACCUACGUAUAUAAAGAAUAAGGUCUAUUAUCGAGUGGUAACAACUAUUGGUCAAAAUCUCUAAUAGGUGAUGCAAAAUAAACCGUGCGAGUUGUAUUAUAUUCAAUGAAUGGACUUAAAGAGUUUAUUAAAUUUAAAUAAUACAUGGUGCCACUAUAGGCAGUCUUUUAAGGGAUCUUUUACGGAGAACCUUUGGAUGGGUUUCAUAAAGAAGAAGUAAGAUUUGUGCAUAUAGUCUAUAUACAGUGCAUAGUAUAUUAGACUGCACGGAUAGCCGCGUGGUUCAGGACACCAAGCCCUCUGAGAGCAAUGUGUCUCGGGUUCGAUCCCCGCAUAAUACUUGUCGAUAGUUUUUAUAACUUGAUAAUGAGGCCUUCCUGUCUGUUCGUAGUGUUUCAUACAACUUUUAUAAAUAAAUAGAUCUUAUUUUUGUGAAUUGUCUCCAAUAUAAUGCUUUUUAAUAACUACUUGAACUAUAAUGAUAAACACAAAUCAUUGAAAUUUUAAUAGCAAUAUAACAAUUUAUUGCUUAAUGUAUAGUUAAAGACAACAGUUAUUAGAUAUCGUCUUUCAUGACAUUUAUUUUUCUAGUCUGUUUAAAACUUCUCUCGACGCAAAUCAGAAAAGAAUAUUUUUUUAUAGAAUUUGUCUUUGACUGUACCUUUAUAGCGGGUGUUGUAUUUGAGACAGUUUAUAUUACAAUACACGCUGUAUACCUAGUAUUAUAACACAACAGACGUUACAAUGUUAUUUUAAGAACAUUAUUGUACCCCAGAAAUAUACGCUUUUAUAGA
Molecule: messenger RNA, 6506 nt
Organism: Trichoplusia ni (cabbage looper)
Lineage: Eukaryota; Metazoa; Arthropoda; Insecta; Lepidoptera; Noctuidae
Product: dual serine/threonine and tyrosine protein kinase-like
Exons: 22
Coding region: 313-3678 (1121 amino acids)
Biological process (GO): protein phosphorylation
Molecular function (GO): ATP binding; protein kinase activity
Source: RefSeq, a predicted model, not a curated record